GUAAAAAGACAGCUCGCAGUAAAUUUACUGUUAGAUGGUUUCAACAUGGCUGACUACGGAAGUAGCAUGCUUUCGAGUGUAACUUGUACGUCUCCUAUCUGUCCUCUCUCAUUAUCAGCUUUUUGGCUUACAGAUAAGCUGAAGAGAAUUGAAGAACAAGGAACACUGCCUUAUGCCACCACAACUCAGGAGAAAAGUGGGCUAGAUGUACUGCUUAUGGUAUUGAAACAAAAGGAGGGUACCCUUACUAAUGUUAAUAAUGGAGAGACUGUUUCAGAUAGUAAGAGGCAGAAGACAAGAAAGAUACAAAAAUCUGCGCCAGUGCACAAUAAUGACGUGUUUUCCACGAUGUUUGGGCCAAAGCGAAGGCAGGCAAAACCACUGCCAGUAGUUCCUGCUGAGAGACAGACAUGCAGCAUUGCAGAAAUGAAAAGGAUACUUGACAUGAAAAGAGAACUUCAAAUCUCCAUAUUGAACGUUUCUUUUGAAGGAGUAGUUUUCUACAAUCAAUGGUCUGCAGAUGCUUGCAGUCUUUGAAUCAUAAGGAUGCCACCGUUUCGGGAAUGCCAAGAGGAAAAUUUGUGCAGAUUUUACACGUAGGUAACCACUAGGUUACGUUGAGUAACUUACAUUGCUUCCAACCAGGUGCGGUAAUGGUUUACAGUUCUUUCUUGAACACAGUGAGUGAGGAAUAUAAGACAACAGCCAGACUUCUGUUUACAAAUCAAAACACAUACAACUCAUGCUUUAUUAUGCGUUGGUUGCGACAAAUAAAACCAUGAAAAUGUCUGCUAAUCCAUUGAGACAUGCUCCGUAGAAGACACCCAUUCAUCAAUACCACAAGACUCAGGACAGACCAUAAAAGAGACCUUGGUUCUACCUGAGACAUUGGGACUUCCUAUAAUUGUAGGAGACAAUUCUGCUUGAGAUAUCAGCUCUUGCUGUACCAGAAGACUCGGUGUCUACCUAAGGGGUGCAGGCAUAGUUAAAAUUCCCUAUGCAUGUGCAGACCAUGAGAAGACAUUGAUUCUACCUGAGAGGUCGGGUCUCAUUACACAGGAACACAAGGCACCAAACACAUAUCUCACAUGAUUUUCUCGAGAUAGGCGUUGAAUGGCACCACUGCAUGAACAACACAUCUUCAUGUCCAUCAGUUAACAGUUUGUGGCAUAGUGGCUAAUGGACCUGUCACCACAUAUUUGAGUGCUGUGGGUUUGAAUCUCGGCUCAACAUUUUUUGUCACCCUUUUUCCUCUGUGUUGCAUACAUAUCUUUCAGAUGCACCUGUCUCUGUCUUGUUAUAGAUUUAUGUGAAGUCAUCUGAUGAUGAUGGGAAGGCAAUAUCCACAAAAAGAAAAAAAAACCAUGAAAGUUGGUGGUUACAAAGAGCUCAGUUGGAGCCCAAGUUCUUAGUGGCUCAGCCAUCAUCUUGCCAAUGCAGGCAGUGCUGCUGUCAAGGGUAAAUGCCCACAGAUACUCAUCAUUAUCUACAUGCACUUUUUUCACCAAAUCCUUUUGUGCUCUAUAUGCACUCAAAUUAAACUACAUCAAAACUUCUUGUGGUUCUUAUGCACUUACAAGCAAAUGAACUGCAACACUGAUAGCAGCUUUGUGACUGAAGGAGUGGAUGUUGUUGAACCUUUGCAUAUGGAAUCAUUCUAAGGAGCAGGGUGAAGGUUCUUUCUGUGAACUUGCCUUCAGUAAUAUUUUGGUGCUAGUGGGCGAUUUCUUCUUGCUUUGCUGAUGCCAAGAAAGAAAUAGAAUACCUGUAAAGUUCUGCAUAGUAAGAAUGAUUUUUUGAGACAGAGGACCAUGCCCUGUAUACAGUAAAUUUAUAUAUAUAUAUCUUUAAUCUUUUACAGCAUUGCACAUAAUUGUUGAUUUGUGUGGCAUGAAUCUGAAUCCUGAGGUUUUCAAGUGGAUGCUCACGAUUUUACUGCACCCUUAAUUAAUAUGUGAUCCUUUCUUUCCCAUUAGAUGAAGCCUUGACCAUGCCUCUCCCUACAUCUCAAUGAGAUGUUGGCAAGUUUUAUAUUGGGCUCUGCUAUGAGCAGCAUGUCUUCCAUAUCCAUCUGUUCCCUCACUUUGCAAGUUGUGCUCACCCUCUUCCAGCAGGGCAUGCUGGAUCCCAACUAUCAGGUUGGAUCACUAAAGAAAACUGUUAGGCACUUUGAGAUGCACAAAUCUGGUGUAGAACUUUCCGGGCCUCGAUCUUAUUUGAGAGGUGCAUGAGAUUAAGGAAAAGGGGGAGGGAUAUGUGAUGCAUAUAUGUGCACACAUAUGCAUGUCUUUUAUGUGUUAAAAUAAUUGAAACAUACGUUGAUUGAUCUGGUUUCCCAACCAUUUUCCAGGUGGUCUUUGAAUGUCAAGCAGUCUGAAGUUUAAUGUUCAUGCUGUUGCAUUGUUCACUAGCAAUGACAUACAGGACUGGGAGGACUCUGGGUAUAAAAGAAAGGUAGGUGAAUCAGAUAGUGAUGACAAUCAUUAGCACCACAAGGCCUUUUUUUUUCAUCAAGACAUCAGCGUGAGAGAUCGGAUAGUAAAAGGUAGGCCAUCCCAGUCUAGAGACAGGCAACAAACGUUACUUACACAGGCCUUUCUUGUCAAACAAGGCGACAAUGCUGCUAUUGUAGAAAGACUCGAGGCCUUACAGAAAACGACCGAUUCGAUGAAACAACUGAUAGAAAACAGCAGAUGUUCACUUGCUGAGCAAAUUGAUAAAAAAAUAGAAAUUCUUACAAGCACUUUGUUUGAGUUAAGAACUGAAAACGAUCAUCUAAAAAAAAUCUUAGAACAAACGCAAAAACAAGUAAAAAGCUUGGAGGAAGAAUCACAAAGUUUGAGAGUACAAUGUGCAGAACAGAAGGAACAAAUCAACGUGCUGGAACAGUACUCACGACGUGAAUCCAUACGUGUGUUAGGGAUACAGGGAGACAGGAAAGAAGAAAUACCUGCAGAAUGUGAAAAAAAUAUACUGCAUAUGAUUCAGCAUGUGCUUGGUUUGACAGAUAUUGAUAGUGCCAAAAUUUCGACACUUCAUCGAGUGGGGAGAGUGAUGACAAACGAACCUCGACCAGUGAUCAUAAAAUUCGUGUCGCGCAAGGACAGAGAUCAGGUUAUCAAAACAAGAAACAGACUUAAGGGCUCAAAUGUUGUCAUCACAGAAGACCUGACUAAAUUAAAUUUACAAAGACUAAAUCGUCUGCGGCAACACGAUGGAGUGUUAGAUGCCUGGUCAGCGGCAGGAGGUCGUUUAUUCGUUAAACUGAUAGACCUAUCAAUAAUGGAAAUCAAAAACGGUGACACAAACCCUAUAGAGAAGAAACUGCUGGGGGUUACAAGAGAGCAACAGCGACAAAGCAGGGAACCAAAUAGACAACAGCGAUAUCGUCAGGGGGAGCAACAACGGCAGCAAGACCAAAGACAACACCAUCAGAGGUCAGGACAGAUGGGGGACGACCGUCAUGGGGCCUCACCGUCACGUUCCCACUUCUCCCCUACCACCUAUUCGACGCCUUCAACUACCUGGAUACAUGCGCCGAAACCUGUGUUAGAGACAGAUAUGGUCCUCCAUCAGCAUGACACUAACAAGGAACAGCAGCCUUCCGCAAGUGAUGUGAGCAACAUUGAUAUGGAAAACACAAGCAGAACAUUGGAUAAUCCACUUGUGUAAUUGUGAAACACUAAUGACAAAAAUCAGUAGAUAUUCGGUAUGUAGAAACUGAUAAUUCAUGGAUAUAUUUGAUUUCCCCUCAAAACCAAUGUGUACUGGUAAGUAACUUUCAUAUAUAUAUAUGUUCUGUACUCUUUGAGACCUUAAUAAGGGGAGUGAAGAAGCUAGUAGGAAUACGCAGAGCCAAGGAUGGGUUACCUUUUUUUUUUUUUUUAAAAAUAACCCAUCCUUUGAAAUUCUCUCUAUUAAAUAAAAAAGUAAGAGACAGUUAUUAGAGCAUUUAAAUUCUAAACUUCAUGAAUUUUUACUACUUAGAAUUGAGUGUGCUUUCUUUCCCCCCUCCCAUGUACUCGCAUCAAGAUAAAGUAUGCAGCCGUAAAUAAAGGUAGAGCUUAUGCACAGCAAAAAGCUCACCGACGUAAACAUAGAUGCACAGCGGGACCUUUAUGUCAUCCCUUUCUAUAACAAUAUGCAUCAUCGACAUCAAUACAUCUGUGAAUACCGCUCAUGGCAAAAUGCUGUGGCCUUGCUGCGCCACCGUGCCAGCCUUUUUGUUUGUUGUUACAUGUUGUUGCUCUGUACUUUGUUACCUUUUACUUUCGGAAGAGGAAACAGUCUAAUUAUGACUCUUUGGGCAGUCUAGUUUGUUUGGUUUUUUUUUUUUCCUAAUUAAAAAUAAUGGAUAAGUUAACUAUAUGUUCUAUGAAUUGUCGAGGCUUGGGAGACCCGAAAAAAAGAGAUGAUAUUCUCCAUUUCCUUAAAGAAAAAAAAUACAACGUAUACUGUAUUCAAGAAACUCAUUUUACUAAAAAAAAAAUAGAACAUAUUGUCAAAGCAAAAUGGGGAUAUGAUGUUUACUUUAAUUCUCACAGUUCAAACACUAAGGGUCUGGCAAUAUUAAUCAAUAAUAACUUCGAAUACAAAUACAAAGAUCUAUACAAUGAUCCAGCUGGAAACUUUAUGAUUUUAAAAGUGGGCAUUGAUGACUCUGAUUAUCUGCUAGUUAACCUUCAUGGCCCAAAUACUGAUAGUCCAGCUUAUUACAGUGAACUUAAAGAAAAGCUGCAUAAUCGAGAAAAAGUCUAUGUCAUCAUGACUGGUGAUUGGAACCUGGUGUUAAACCCAACUCUUGAUUAUUACAACUAUAAAAGAAUAAAUAAUCCCAAUUCGAGGAAAAUAGUAAAAAGCAUUAUUGAAGAGUUUAAUCUAGUUGAUAUUUGGAGAGAGAUGCAUUCUGAGACUAAAGGUUUCACUUGGCGGAAGAGACACCCACUACAACAGGCUAGGUUAGACUUCUUUCUGAUAUCAGAAACAUUAGCCGGGGAAGUUACUUCAGCAAAAAUAGAACCAUCUUAUAGAUCUGACCAUUCCCCUAUAAUGAUAUCACUUCAGCUAGGAAAAAAUCAUGGAAAAUGCAAGACAUUCUGGAAGUUUAAUAAAUCCCUUCUUAAAGAUGAGGAGUACAUACAAUUAGCCAAGAAGGUUAUUAGCGAGACUAGAGAACAAUAUACAGCUUUACCAUAUUGUCGUGAAUCACUUGACUCCAUUUCUCCUUCUGAUCUUCACCUCCAAAUAAGUGAUCAACUUUUUUUUGAAAUGUUACUUUUACAGAUUAGGGGAGCCAGUAUAGCUUAUGCAUCUGCCAAAAAGAAGAAGCAGAUUACAAGAGAGAAAGAGCUAAAACAACAAAUAAAUAACAUAGAAGAAAACAUGACUGUCUAUUAUUUUUAAUUUUGUUGAAAGAGAAUGGAAAGUAUGGACAAAUGUGUGCAUUUCAUGACUGCCCAUUUUAAUAUAAUGGCAUAAAUGAGGGGCUUCAUUUUAAAGAUCAAGAGAAAAAAAAAAGUGAUUUUUGUUGCCUGAUAUGCUUGUCCUUAACUUUGACGGGAGAAAUACCUGUUUUCUUCAGCACUGUAUUUAAUUCCUGACCUAACUGAUAAAAUAUGUAUAAUUGUCAUGUAAAACUUGUGAGGUGUGUCUGACUUUUAAUUUUUGAAAUUUUGUAAAAAUUAAGUAAUGCAUUUUUCUGUCAAGUUUUUUUCCUCUCUUUUAUUAUGCACUCGACAUGGGCUGGCACACUGAAUCUAAUUUAAGAGGAGUGGCAACAAUAAAAGAUUAUAUUAUA
Molecule: messenger RNA, 5797 nt
Organism: Pomacea canaliculata
Lineage: Eukaryota; Metazoa; Mollusca; Gastropoda; Architaenioglossa; Ampullariidae
Product: protein unc-13 homolog C-like
Exons: 2
Coding region: 2668-3672 (334 amino acids)
Source: RefSeq, a predicted model, not a curated record